This is a messenger RNA of Trachemys scripta elegans, 1461 nucleotides long. It is a transcript of the gene CHAD, whose product is annotated as chondroadherin. NCBI's taxonomy places the organism in Eukaryota, Metazoa, Chordata, Testudines, Emydidae. The transcript has 4 exons. Gene Ontology annotation, molecular function: protein binding. Gene Ontology annotation, cellular component: extracellular matrix. The record is from RefSeq and is a predicted model, not a curated record. The coding region runs from base 71 to 1156 and encodes 361 amino acids.
CUCGCUCGUCUCCCUCCUCCUCCUGCCACUGCUGCUGCUCUUCCCUCCCACACGGACCCCAGUGCUGGCCAUGGACCGGUCAGCCUUCUUCCUCAGCCUCCUCAGCUUGCUGGUGUGCCUCCUCCCCAUCCUCCAGGCAUGCCCCUCGAACUGCCACUGCCACGGGGGAGAGCUCCAGCACGUCAUCUGCGACAACGUCGGGCUGAGGAAGAUCCCCAAGGUGUCCGAGCAAACACGGCUCCUCAACCUGCAGAGGAACAACUUCCCCGUCCUGCCGACCAACGCCUUCAGGGAGAUGAAAGGGCUUGUGUCCCUCCACCUCCAGCAUUCCCAGAUCAAGGAGAUCUCCAGCGGCGCCUUCCGGGGGCUGAAGCAGCUCGUCUACCUUUACCUGUCCAAUAACGAUAUCAGCGUCAUCAAGAUGGGCGCCUUCGACGACCUGUCGGAGCUCACUUACCUAUACAUGGACCACAACAAGAUCUCGGACCUGCCCAAGGGGCUCCUCUCCCCGCUCAUUAACCUCUUCAUCCUGCAGCUGGGCAGCAACAAGAUCCGAGAGCUGAGAUCGGGGGCCUUCAGCGGUGCUAAGGACCUGCGCUGGCUCUACCUCUCUGACAACUCCCUCUCCUCUGUCCAGCCCGGGGCCCUGGACGACGUGGAAAACCUCGCUGUCUUCCAUUUGGAUAAGAACCAGCUAAGCACUUACCCAGUGGCUGCCAUGAGCAAGCUGAGGGUAGUGGAGGACCUGAAGCUUUCUCACAACCCCAUGAAGGUUAUUCCUGACUAUGCCUUCCAGUCCUUCGGGCGCUACAUGGAGACACUCAGUCUGGACAACAUGGGCCUGGAAAAGUUUUCAGAUAAAGCAUUUGCUGGAGUGACCACACUGAAGACUGUUCACAUCGAGAACAACAGACUUAACCAGCUACCUGGGAACUUCCCGUUCAGCAGCCUGGAGAACCUCACCCUGUCCAACAACCCUUGGCUCUGCUCCUGUCAGCUAGCAGCUCUGCGCAAGUGGUUGGAGUCCAGCCGCUCCCGCCCGGAUGCGGUUUGUGCCUCACCAUCUCAGUACCGAGGGCAGCAGAUAAGAGACACCGCCGCGCUCCGCAGCUGCAAACUCCCCACCAGGAGGCCCAGGAAAGGAAACCGCCAUUAAACAGGCCCUGGUAUGGCUUGUCCAGGUGACUGGCCGCUUCAACCAAUCAGAAAACUACUGACUCCAUCCAAGUCCACCCGUAAGCUUCUACCAUCUGUCAAGAGACAUUUCUGAUGUAUCUGAUCACCUCCAGCCUCCUCACAAUCCUCGCCUAUCUGCUGACUGCAGGAUGGAAUCCAACUUUUCAAUCUUUUCCAACGUCUAUGUAUUUUAAAAGAGGCAUUUUUUUUAAACUAAACUAUGCAUGACAAUGCUAACACAAGCUAACCUAGAUCCUGCCAGUAAAACACAGUCAUCUUCCCAGA